This is a messenger RNA of Lingula anatina, 2056 nucleotides long. Its product is annotated as glutamate--cysteine ligase catalytic subunit. Gene Ontology annotation, cellular component: glutamate-cysteine ligase complex. Gene Ontology annotation, biological process: glutathione biosynthetic process. The record is from RefSeq and is a predicted model, not a curated record. Lineage: Eukaryota; Metazoa; Brachiopoda; Lingulata; Lingulida; Lingulidae. Gene Ontology annotation, molecular function: glutamate-cysteine ligase activity.
CCUUGACCUCAUACCCACAAGCUUAGAGACAUAAACCAUUACUCGCAGCAAGACGGUGAAUUCUAAAAAUCCGCUGUGAGGGUUAAGACGAUCCAUUAACACAGCUUGCCCAGAUGGGUCUACUGUCCGAAGGGACGCCACUGUCAUGGGAAGAGACCAAGGCCAAAGCCGAUCACGUUCGAGAACAUGGAAUCACCCAGUUCAUUAAUCUCUGGAAACGACAUAAAGAUGUGAAGAAGGACUGUUUGCUUUGGGGCGACGAGGUUGAGUACACAUUAGUUCACUUGGACCACGAGAACGAGAAGAGCAGUCUGCUACUUAAGGGAGACAAAGUUUUACACGUGCUACAGCAACAAGAGAGAGAAAACCCUGCGGACCUAAAAACAAUAUGGCGACCAGAAUAUGCAAAUUACAUGGUGGAGGGGACACCAGGGAAACCAUACGGUGGACUGAUGGCUUACUUUAAUAUGGUGGAGGCCAACAUGAGAAGAAGGAGAAAGGAAGUGAUGAGACUUCUGUCCGAGCCGGGAGAGACGGCCCUCUCUGUUGUCACAUUUCCAAGGUUGGGUUGCCCUAAUUUCAGCCGGCCUGAGUUCCCGCCCACACCCACAGAGGGCGCCUCUAGGUCUUUAUUUUACCCUGAAGAGGUCAUCUUUCCAGGACACCCCAGAUUCAAGACCUUAACAAGAAACAUCAGACAGAGAAGAGGAGAAAAGGUAGCAAUUAAUAUUCCAAUUUUCAAAGACAAAAACACACCAAGUCCUUUCCAAGAGGACUUAUCCCAAUAUGGCGACAGCGGGGAGUCUCAGGCGGCCUCCCUGCCUGACCACAUCUACCUGGAUGCCAUGGGCUUCGGGAUGGGGUGUUCUUGUCUCCAGAUGACAUUCCAGGCGUGUAAUAUAGACGAGGCACGACACCUUUACGACCAGCUGGCGCCGCUUUGUCCUAUCAUUAUGGCCCUUAGUGCUGGUUCACCAAUCUACAGGGGUUUUCUGUCUGACAUAGACUGCCGCUGGUUUGUGAUCUCCAACUCUGUGGACUGUCGGACUAGAGAGGAGAGAGGCCUGGAGCCCCUCCAGAAGGACAGAUUCAGGAUACAUAAGUCACGUUAUGACACAAUAGACUCUUAUUUGGGACCGUGCAAUGCGUGUUAUAACGACAUCGACAUGGUUUACGACAGAGACAUAUGCAGCAGGCUCAAGGCAGCAGGUGUGGAUGAGCUGUUGGCAAGACACGUGGCCCACUUAUUUAUCAGGGACCCUAUAUCGUUAUUCAGUGAGAAAAUUGACCAGAACGAUGAGGAAGAGAGUGAUCAUUUUGAGAACAUCCAGUCCACAAACUGGCAGUCAAUGCGCUUCAAGCCGCCACCUCCAAACUCUGACAUUGGCUGGAGAGUGGAGUUUAGACCCACCGAGGUCCAGCUAACAGACUUUGAAAAUGCAGCCUAUGUGGUGUUUGUGGUGCUGCUGACCCGAGUGAUCCUGUCUUUCCAUCUGAACCUGGUGAUACCAAUAUCUAAGGUAGAUCAAAACAUGAAAACAGCAGCCAAGAGAGACGCUCUACGCCAAGGAAAGUUCUACUUUAAGAAAGACUUGCUGACAGGCUAUUCCCCUCCCAAAGCCUCCGAGUGCAUCUGUAACUGUCCCUGUGGCAACGUGGACAUAAGUCGCGCAGUGGAUGCAGAGGAUGAAUACACCGAGAUGACCAUCAAUGAGAUCAUUAACGGAAAGGUAAGCAACAAUUUAUAAACAUGUUUUUGGCUUUAUUACUAGGUGCAUAAGAUAUAAUUGCUUUUUGGACAGUUCCAAGUUAACGACUGAUGAGCAACACGUAAAGUAUAAGUGAUUUUCAGACAGACAUUGAUGGAUGACACUUCUUUGUCAAAGACUGACUUAGAUCAAAUAUUAAUUCUCUGAACUGGUUAUUAGUGUCUAGCUCACAUGCCUGACAAUUGUGCCUGACUAAACAAAUAUUGAGGAAAAUGACCAUGAUAAUGAAACACAGAAUGAAAAUUUCAGUAAACUAGACAGGAGAGAGGUCUUUGAUGUUUAUAAUA